AUGGACACGGACCCUUUCGCGGUGUGGGACGACCCCCAGCCCGCAUCAUCGUCGUCAUCCAUACAGCCAACGGCCGACGCACCAGGCGCUGCACGCGCUGCAGACGACGCACGCAUCUCGCUCGAGUUGGAGGAGGAGGAUCCGGGAUGGGGUGUCGCCUCGGCCUCGACUUCGAGGGCGAACAGUCCCGAAAAGUCGCGCAAACCCGCAACCCAACGAUCGAGGUCGCAGGCGAGCGUCUCUCCACUCGUGACCGCAGUGCCGGUUACGGCAUCGGAGGUGCCGACGCUCGUAGAGGCCGCACAGCCAUCGAAUCAAGCAAACUCAGCAGAGGAGCAAAAUUACCAACAAGCAUUGACGGCAGAAGAUGCAGAAGUAGCCUCGAGCGCCAAGUCACACGAGAGCGGAGAAGACAAGGAUGUGUUCGAGGAUACAGAGGACACCCUGGAUACACCACAAGACCCACACCCGGCGCAAUCACCGCAACCAGCGCAGACAGAGCCGGUCGAGGAGCCCAUCGAGGUCGAGGACUCGGCUGAAGCGCAGAUCACUGCAGACGAGGCUGGAGGCGAGGAGAAGGGAGAUGAGGACGACGACGGAUUCGACGAUUUCGGCGAACUUGCGGGAUCAGGAGGUGGAGCAGCGGAGCACGACGAUUUCGGCGACUUUGACGAUUUUGAAACGGGCGACGCACCCGGUGACGACGGUUUCGGCGACGAUGAUUUCGAGAAUCAAGACUUUGACGAAGCGGCAGACACCUCUGCCCCAUCAGUCUCGACGAGCGCACCCUUGCCGUUGCAGGCUGCUGCGCCGACGCGCACAUGGACCCCACUCGACGUCACGCCUACAUCGAAUCGGCUCGAUCUCGCCUCGGCCGUAUCUGCCUUGCUGCCGCUCUCGUCCGCUGCGGAGAAGGAGCUGACCAACACGGCUUUGCGGCAGGUGGAAGGUGCGGCGCAGGUGCUGGUGAGCGGCGGCUCGCGCGAGAUGUGGACAGAGCUGUCAUCGGUACCCUCGGUCAAGCCGAUCGACUGGGUGCGCAGCAAGACUCGACGCGACUACCUCAUCUCGAUGGGUGUGCCCGUGAAUCUGGACGAGAUCCACUCUUCAUUCGACUCGCAAUCGGGACGGUCAGGGCAGCUUCCGCCACUGCAGCUCAAGUAUGACUCGGGGCGUAGCGGCGAAGGAUUGCAGAGGAGUUCAAGUCUCAAGCUGGCGGGCACGGCGGCUGGAUCGGCUGUGGCGCAACGCUCGGCAUCUACCUCGAACAGUCCACGCGAUGGCAGCUCGCCGGCUCUGGGUACGAGCACGAAUCGAGAACGUAUGGCUGAGCGACGUCGCGAGGAAUUGGGAUUGGGUCCAGCGCCGCAGGUAGAUCUGCGUCGUGCAGAGGAGCUGGUGAAGAAGACCGAAGAUCAACUUACGCUCUUGUCGUUGCCGGCACUGCAGGCGAUGGUGCGCGAACUCAACACGCUCACCACAUCCACCUCGAGCCUGCUCACCCACCACCUUACGUUGCGCGAGAGCUUCCAGGCGGACUCGGAGAUGUACAACGCCAUGAUCAAGGAGCUCGUCACCGGCGCCGCCACGCGCUUUAGCGGUGCAGGUGCAGGCACAGGCUCGGGCGGCAGGGGCGAUAUGAGGAGAUCCACCACCAUGGGUGUAGCUUCGUCCGGCGUGGCAAAGACCAGGGUCAACAGUUUGCCCCCGCCCGGUGCGAAUGGAAGGUCAAGUCCCUCGCUCUCGCUCAGAGGCGGUGCGGCGUCAGCUGCCAGCCCGAGACGCUAA
Moesziomyces aphidis is the source of this 1788-nucleotide messenger RNA. NCBI's taxonomy places the organism in Eukaryota, Fungi, Basidiomycota, Ustilaginomycetes, Ustilaginales, Ustilaginaceae. The record is from the annotation of a GenBank genome assembly.